AUGGCACAGAAACCCGAAGGCUCAGUGCCUCGAAAGCCCCGUCGACUUUUCUCCUUCGACUCUCACAAGUCCUCUCCAUCAGCCCAACGCUCUGCAUCUGAAUCUUCUUUUACGUCGGCCUCGAGCAGCUCAAGCUUGAACCACUUCCGUAUACCGUCGCAGCCAACUUUGCUCGAGAAUGUCGAUGAGGAACCACUUGUGUCUCCCAGAGCGCCUUUUUUUGGUCGUAGUCAUAGUCCAGGGCCCAAUUCCGAGAAAACGAAACGAAGGCCACAACCACUUGCAGUGGACCGGUCAUUGGCUCAGGGAAUAGAUGGCGCCCCACGUUCCCCCUCCCUGAUACGUUGGCAGACAAUCAGGCAGCACGUUCUUCCCGUGGAACAACAACCUCUUUCAGCCUCGUCCUCUUCCUCCUCUCUCGUUACCCCCUCUCGAUCUCAACCACCAAAACCUUCCAGAUUUGGUCCACAUCGAGCCUUUCGUCAAGUAGUGGAACAGGCCCGGGAGUUUGUACAAGAUGAUACCAGGAGAUUGGAUCAAGAGCUUCAGCGUGCUUGUCUCGCUGCGCGAACCACUGAGGCCGUGAAGACCAACCGGGCAGACCAGUAUCUCCCAUUUAUGUCAGCAACGCAUUUACCUGGGCAAGAUACCCCCCAACGUCCGGGUAUGCGGCGACCACCCUCUGUCCAAUCAUUAGCGCUCUCUUCUCGAGGGCAACAGCCCAUUCCAUCCCUGAAUUCACUCUACCAAACCCUUCUUCAUAACUGUCGACAAUCUCCUGAUGCGGCUCUGUCUGUUCCCAUUCUCCCAAGCGAACCGCAUGUGCUUGCAACACUCCUUUCGCCAUUCUUGACCGUCGAUACGACAGCAAGGGUUGAACAGGAAAGGCGAUAUGCCUUCGAGUCCUUUGACAUCAUCAUCAAAACGUGGAAACCUCCGAAUGAGACCGUUGCAAUAGAACGCUGCAAGUGGAUUUGUAAGGCUGCAUUGAUCCCUCACUCGACGGUUCGCGUCAGACUCCUGCAUACUCUUCGGGCUGUGCUCAGCGAUCCCGAAUGUCCAUACCAGGCGACCCAUACAGCUUCUGUUCAAGCGCUUGGAUCUGCACUGUUUACACUCCUUCCAACGGUUCAAGGCUCUGGCGAAGAACAUAAUAUCGUCGUUGAAGCAGUCGUUCAUCUUUUUGCAGGUGAUUACGGCGUUCUCGACCUUUCAACCGUUGAAGAGCAAUUUGGCAUUCGUUGCGCCCCGUCCGAAACGCGACAAGAGUCCCUACGGCAUGCUUUAAUUCUCGAUGCCCUUGCUCGCACCCUCGAAAACAGUGCUGACAGUGUUCGUCGAUGGUUACUGAAGCACGUGGUCGACGAGUAUUGGCCUCGACAGCCCGACAACGUUCUGUUUACACCAUUACUUGGCGCGAUUCAAGCUCGCAAACUCGCGACUUUCACUCGAAUGGGUCUCAGUGGGUUGCGUUCACGACCUUCAGCGACAUCAUAUCAAGGGUCUACCACUGUGAUCGCCGAAUAUGUGGUUCAUUUUGUGCAAACACGCGUGGUUCCAGAGCUUGCUGCUAUUCCAAGCGACAGUGUCACUGUUGCGAAAAGGACAGGUACAACGGAUAGCACGGUGCCGACCUCCCGUUUGCUACCGGGUGACAAUAUCUCCGCCGUCGACGAAACUCGCAGAAAUGUCGUUGCUAUUGGUUUGGAACUGCUUCAUCCUGGAGCCGGUGCUAGGGAACUCGGGUUGUGGGCAAUGACUGUUUUGUCUGAAUGGUACCGCGACACUGACGGCAAACGCACAAAUUGGAAAACUAGUAUCGAUGAAGCCGUUCAACGAGUGAUUUCAGAAGGCCAGUGGCCGGUAAUCCUCAGUGUGCUCUCUGCCCUCCUCGAUGGUCUCCCGGAAGAUGUCCGCAAGCCUCUAAUUGUUGUUCUUCUACCAACUCUGACUCAGCGUCUGACAUAUGACCCGCCCCCACAUCCUUCCUUACCACUUACUGCGCUUCUAACGAAACUCGCUGAACUCUACCCUCCUAUCUUCUAUAGACCACUUUUCCUUUGCGCGGCGGCGACAAGCGAAAUUUCCGUCGCAGAGCAUCUCGUUGGAAUCUGUGCUCUCGCUCGAUUUGUGCCAGACUAUUGGACAAAGGAUGCCGAAAUGAUAGGUGUCGCGCUGGUUGGCGGCGGAGGCAGCAAGACCAAAAAUCCAAGUGGGGACACAGGCAAGAUUGCUUGGGGAACAGCCCGUCUGGGACAAUCAGUAUUGCUGGUGGAAGUGAUAGGCCGAAUACAAGCUGUUCGACGAGCAGCUUCCUUGUCCCAACAACUUGAUAUCAUCCGCUUUGCUCUAGCGUUAGAGACCCGUGUCGGGAUAUUGCUGGAGGUCAAAGAGCGAGCGAGCCUCAUUACACUUUCACAGCGAAUGUUGUUCAUGAUGCUAUUCAGGGAACUCAGACUAUUGACCAAGUCGCUAAAAACAGCAUCUUGGCUACCCCGACUGGUCUCAUGGUUCACUGAUUUCCACCAAGAAAGCCAUCUCAAUGACGACUCCGACUUGGAAUUUAUCACUGCGACCAAUGACAUCCAGCAAACGUAUACAACGGCGAGGAAUAUUGCUGCUACUCCGAGAGGUAGAAAUCGAGCGACCAUUGUCAUGUCCGCUUCAUACGACGGGACAUUCAACACAAACCCCGCGAUGACAGACAGCAAGAUUGGGCUACCGAGCGCAAUUCUAGAGCGAGCAGCUCUUGUGUCUGGUCUCAACAAGGGAUUCCCGCAUAAAGCACUCAAACUUUUUGUCACAAUGGCGACUAUUUUGACAGUGGACGAUUUAUUAUCGCUGGGUCCGUUGAUUUGGGAGCAUCAUUUGCGAAGUGGUGAGAUCAGUGUUGUCGGAUCGGCAAGUUCCUCAAGCUUGCGACCACAUCUCGAAACUGAUCUGUUUCUGGUUAAAGGCGUGCUUUAUCGUCAUGCAAUGUGCCGAACGGACUCCUCACGAAAUGAUGGUACAACUGGAAGUGGAUUUUCGCAGGUAUGUGUUCCCGUUUGUUCGGACGACACCACUCGACUGGAAGCAGUCCGAAAGAUUAACACGCUUGUGAAUUGGCGCUUCCAAAUCAUGUCCCAACAGGUGUUGAUAGACCGGAACCACCGCGCUUUCAAAUUUACUCGAGGGCCGCUUGCUUUCGUUGCCACGGAUAUGGGCACAGGACAAUUUAUACGCGAACAAGAUACUAGCAACGACAAAGAUGCGAUUCCACCUGAGUUGCGGAAACGACUGGUAGAAAUUGGCUGGGCCGACGAUGACGAGGAAGUCGAUCAGCACUUGGAGUGGGUCAAAACACCAAUAUCAAAUCUUCCUGCACUCUAUUUGGAUCGAUUAGAACUUCCUGGGGCGGAUCAGAAUGCGCCUAUCGCGGGGUCCGGUGGCUCAACACCCAGUCCAGCUCCAAGUCCUCGAGCAUCGCCUUCACCCUCAGCCGACAAAUUCGCGGAAGAAGUUGCCCUUCUUCGAAGGAACUCGAGUUCUGGUGGUCCGAUUUACGGGGGCAAGCGGCGUGCUAUCUUUGUCCCUUCCCUUGCUGCUAUAUUCCCAACUUUGGCGAACAAGGUUUUUGACCCAAAUUUCCUGAUUGCAGCAACGGCGCGAGGGACGGUUAUUGACUUGAUGCGAAAUGAUCCUGCGCUCCUUACGCGGCCUGUUUUCGAAUUGUUUGCUGGAGCCCAGAAAGACAUGACGACGGCGAUCUCCAGCUUGAGAGCCUUCUUACACAUACGAAGGACACUUCCUCCGCCCUUAACGCACAAUCUACUCAACAGUAUCGCUGGCUUUCUCAAAGGGCAUCUCAAAGUAAUCGGAGGCGGAGAUGAUUUGUUGUAUGAUUUCGCCCUUGUGAUGCCGAUUCUCGCCAAACUUGUGACACAAGUGAGCGGAAUGUCUAUGAGGGAGAUUCGGCGCGCGAAAAUCGAGGCGUUCCUUAUACCAUCCGGCUCGCUGUGGUUUCCUUCAUCAGCUCCUGCGGGACCGAUGUUUCCUCGACAACUUGGAGCUGUUGCGCUCAGCGACGAAAUUCCCCAUCAUCUGGUGCAUGUAUCGAUGAUAAGGCUUUCACAGAACAUGCUUUUCCUGUCAAUUCUGAAGCGCAACCCUCAAGAUGUCCAGAUGAUCAGGAAGAGCAUGACUCGUCUCGUUCUUCCUUCGCUCGAUCACCUCCCUGAUGCUCCAACAGUCGAAUUGAAGGACUUGGUUCCAGUCCCUGGCGAGCAAGCAGUUGUGUUGUCGUACUUGCAACUGCGCGUUCAAAGCUUGUCCAUGAUAGUCUCUCGAAGCUAUCUACUCUUGAUUGCCCAAAUCUUUAGGUCCAUGUCCCGUCACCUGAGUGAUCGUAGCGAGUUGGGUGUCCUCGUCGAUGGAGUCAGUCGCAUACUCCUAGCUCAUGGGUCCGAUAUUGGCAUCGUUGCCCAUUCUUUAAUAGCUUUGAUGGUGGCUAGUACACGCUUCAGACGUUUAUUUACUUCCGGAGGGGGUUAUACUCUGUUUGUGCCAGUUCUAAUCAAGGUCUACACGGAAGCCGAAGGGCAUGCUGGUAUACGACUUGCUAUCGAAUAUGCCUUCAACCGAUUUUACGCCCUUCAUCGAGAGGCGUUCAUUUUCCAAAGCAUCGAUUCAAUGGCAGCUGUGAUGGCUCUCCCAAACCUAAAGGGAGAUUGGGUGGCGAAAAAUAUUUAUACUCUUCUGGCUACGCUUACUCGACCAAUUCCUCUGAAUGCGCCCGAUCAUGCCGCUAUCAGGGGAGUAAACAAGAUACAGGAGCGGGAAGCGUUACUGUUCAGUACCGCCGACGAAAAGCCACAAACAUUUUUGGCAUCGAUGCAAAAAAAUGGAGAUGAACGGACGAAGGUGCUCGUCAACAUACCGGAAGAAUACGAGUCCAAACGCCUUGGAAUCGACAAUAUCGUUCGCCUCUUCUUCACGGUCAUCGCACACGAUCCCGCAGUCUUGCGAGCGGAACAGUUUCUGCGUUUCCUUCGCCAUUUAACCCCCUAUCUUUACAAUGCUUCUUCAUCAGCGCGUACUCUUUUGAAAGAAGGGAUUGAGGCACUAGGAGUCAUAACCAUGAGACCAUUCGUCAAGUCCAAAGGCAACGACCCAUCUCUUCGUGUUCCUGAAGAACCUUCGAUGGACUCUAUGAUUUCCGGCGUACCGGAGGCGACCCAACCGAGCAAGACUAAGCUUUCCAGUGACAUCCUUGCCAUGAGACUUGACUACUUGUCGCUCAUCCUCAAUUUCACCAAAGCAGGCGGGCUUAUCUCCCCUCCUGCUUCCCAUCGAGCCUUGGACCUAAUCAAACACAUGUUUCGUGACCACGACAACGAAGUUCGCGAACCCAUCUCGUCCUUUCUAGCGGAGUAUACCAAGAACUGUCUUAUCAGAGAGAGUGCCAACGCUCGGACAGUUAAAUCUGUCGUUGCAUUUCUUGGCGAUCUUUCCUCAUUGCUCAGCUCCUUCGCGCUGUCGCUCGACUUUUCUGGAGUCUUUUCGACUCUAACCCAGCUAUGUGGCGAUCCAACCUAUGCAAACGAACCGACGUUUUCAAAUGUCCUCGUCAAUCAAAUUUGCUCGUUUGCACUGAACGCUUGCGAACAGGCUGCUGCUGAGAAGCAACUCCUCUCACUCCCUUCACGUUACCCUCUCGUUCUCCUGAUAUGCCAGGCAAUAACCUUGAACGGAGCUGAUGUUAUUGCGGAAGUCAUUCGUCGGAGGCCAUCGUACGAGUUCAUGAGCGGAAUCAUCCUCCCCAUCUGUCUGCACAUGAAAACCGGGGAGCAGGUUAUGGCAAGUGCAGUCAGGACUGAACCGUGGCAUUUGGAGGCGCACCGUAACACCUGGAUUCGAUUACUUGGCUACACAAUGACUGCUUGCCAACAGCCGAUGGAGGCUAACCCGCGAACAAGGUCGAAAUCACCCGAUCGGCGUCUUUCCUCUGGGAACAAGUCUCCAAUGACCAUAUUCGUUGUAGGCUUACAAGUCAUCAAGGUCGUUAUUGUUCGAGCCCGCGAGGAUCUCGACAUGUCUUUUCCCGGAAUAUGGACUCGUGUUGCUCUGUUUCUCAAGAUGGUCCUCGCAGAAGGCAGUGGUACAUUUGCACUGCGUCCGACUCGCGAAUAUUCGCCAAAUGCAUCUCCCAUUAGUUCUCCCCGGAGCAGCUCACAAUUCGACCUCGGUCAGCCUUUUCACAAGUCAAAUUUCAACUCUAGCCGACCCUUGCCCAGCCCAAGAAUUGUUGAUUAUGUAUUAUGGUCAUUUCUUGAGAUGCUGGUCGCAUUCCGGACCCCACUCCUUCUUCAUAUGCGGUUAUUUGCCCAGGAAAAGGUUUCCUCGUUGUCCCAAGAAAUCCAUCAGUACAACACAACAACGAGCCCAUCGCCGUCUCGACCCGUAUCUACCGCCUUUUCCAAACCACGAAGAAGGAGUAUGAUGCCAUCUCCUGAAGCCUCUCCCGGCCUGAGUCCCACCCAAAGUUUUGUCAAUAUACCGCAUCCUUCCAUGCUUUCUCUCGAUACCAGUUUUAGUCGCCAAGCUGGUUUUUAUCAGCCCUCGUCGCCUCGUGACAUCCAGGGUGCUGGCCCAAUCGUUCAUCUGGGCCCAACGACAUCAUCUGGGUUAUUUGCUCCCUCCAGCAGCGGUGGCCGUAUUCGCGCGAUGGUCAAGUCUACCAGAGUACGGUCACUGGUCUUGGUUCAUGCAACCUAUCGACGUAUAAGACUUGUGCAAAAGACACUCGGGUACGACAACGACCUUUUGCCGGCGGCUCAAAUGCUUGUAGAAGAUAGCAUGCCCACUUGGACCGCUGCUCAAGCGAUGGAAUGUCUGGCACGAGAAACACAAGAGAUCAUGGAAGAAUUCGAGGAGGCAUUCUGGAGCGCUGGAGACGAUAUGGUUGUCGUGGACCCAGACCAAAGCAUGAACUUUAGCCUUUCUUUUGACGACUAA
This is a messenger RNA of Mycena indigotica, 6996 nucleotides long. Its product is annotated as RRM domain-containing protein. Bases 1 to 6996 code for a protein of 2331 amino acids. The transcript has 11 exons. The record is from RefSeq and is a predicted model, not a curated record. Gene Ontology annotation, biological process: monoatomic cation homeostasis. Gene Ontology annotation, cellular component: cation channel complex; axon. Lineage: Eukaryota; Fungi; Basidiomycota; Agaricomycetes; Agaricales; Mycenaceae. Gene Ontology annotation, molecular function: monoatomic cation channel activity.